AUGAACGGGACCGAACGGGUUGGGGGGGGAAUUGCCAGAACAGGGUCGCUUUUGGCGAGAGAAGCUGAUUGGGGUCCAAAUUGCCGUAACGACCAAACGGGCACCAUGAACCAUGGGCCAUCACGGGGAUGGAACGUCAUUGACCAAUCAGGAAAACGAGAUGCGACGUCGGCGGUGGUUUGCCUGCAAGGGCCCCCGGCGGCCUAA
Molecule: messenger RNA, 207 nt
Organism: Neurospora tetrasperma FGSC 2508
Lineage: Eukaryota; Fungi; Ascomycota; Sordariomycetes; Sordariales; Sordariaceae
Exons: 3
Coding region: 1-207 (68 amino acids)
Source: RefSeq, a predicted model, not a curated record